AUGUCCAACAAACACUCACAGCAACAACAGCGAGGCUCAUCAUCAAGCUCUCAACCUUCCCGAAAAAAGCAAAAUCAAAACAAACAGCACCAUUCAACGAUGAAAUCAUCAACCACAACAUCAUCAUCAUCGGGAUUUGAUGUGUUUAAAAGCGCAGUAAACUCGUCCAUUCAGUUCGGAAAGGAAUCCAUCUCAGACUUGAGAAAAAGCAUCCUAGAUACAAGCUUUAAUUCAACAGCACUUACUGAUGAAAGAGAUAGUGAUGAUGAAUUGUAUAGAUCUGCUCGGAGUGUAUUUUCAAGUACGUAUUCAUCCAAAGGAGGAAAAAGUACCAAAGUGCAAUACGAAUCAAGCUCUGAGAGUGACGUGUCAUUGUGGGAAGAUAGAGAGAUGGUUCAAAUUCAAAGCGAUUCUCUUGUUAAACGUAACUUAACAAAUCUAUAUGCCACGUUACGGACCAAGCAAAAAGAAAGACAAAGAUUGGAAGAAUCUGAAAAUUUCUUCUUCACUGAUGACUCAAGUUUGCAAGCUGAAUCGUUAUUACAAAAUGAGCAAGCUAAUCAGAGAGACAUUGAAUUGGGGGAGAAUGAACAUCCUGAAGACGCAGAAUGGAUCAAAUUGUUUGAAACCUGUAAAGAAAAACUUGCCAGUAUUGCUUCUGGAAUUGUUGAAUUGAAAAAGCUGCACCAACAACAUGUCAAAUUCACGGUACAGAAGGAUUUUGCCUCUGAAGAGGAGGAAAUCAAGGUGUUGACAAACAACUUGAAACAUUCCAUGGCGUACUGUAAGAAACUCAUUGAUCAAUUUGACAAGUAUGCGCUUUUAGCAAAAAAGAAAAGGAGAAAACAAUUUAAAGUUGUGAUCACAAAUGCCAAAAAGUCACUCUUUACUUCUCUCAGUGAACUAUCGACCGAUAUGCAAAGAGAGCAACGAUCAUUCCUCGACAAGUUGACCCAACUCAAAUCCAAGAAAAAAGAAUUGCAAAGAAUUCAUACUACAGAUACAGUUGAAGAAUUCUCAAAAGAGGAACUUGAAAGAAUUGAAGCCAUAGAACAGCGAUAUUAUGAACCUAAUGUGACACAGGAACAGGUCGAAGAAUUGGUGAGGCGUGAAAGAGAAAUUAUUCAGAGAGAUCGAGAGCUCAGAGAAGUAUUGGCAUCUAUUGUCGAGCUUCACGAGUUGUUUCAACAAAUCUCUGCACUCAUUAUUGAACAAGGUUCUCUUCUCGAUCGAAUUGAUCACAAUAUUGAAAUCACACGUGAACACAUUGUUGAAGGCAAUGAGAAUUUGAUAGAAGCAGAAAAAGCUCAAAAAUGUGGCUGUUUUAUGUAUAUUAUCAUUUUCCUAUCAGUAGCGGUUGUAUUUUUGGCUUUCUUGAUCAUUAUCAAGUUGAGGUAA
Molecule: messenger RNA, 1398 nt
Organism: Naegleria fowleri
Lineage: Eukaryota; Heterolobosea; Eutetramitea; Acrasida; Naegleriidae
Exons: 1
Coding region: 1-1398 (465 amino acids)
Biological process (GO): vesicle fusion; vesicle-mediated transport; intracellular protein transport
Cellular component (GO): SNARE complex; membrane; endomembrane system
Molecular function (GO): SNAP receptor activity; SNARE binding
Source: RefSeq, a predicted model, not a curated record